Messenger RNA from Gymnodraco acuticeps, 1236 nucleotides. It is a transcript of the gene prdm15, whose product is annotated as PR domain containing 15. Gene Ontology annotation, biological process: regulation of transcription by RNA polymerase II; cell fate commitment. Lineage: Eukaryota; Metazoa; Chordata; Actinopteri; Perciformes; Bathydraconidae. Gene Ontology annotation, cellular component: cytoplasm; nucleus. The record is from RefSeq and is a predicted model, not a curated record. Gene Ontology annotation, molecular function: DNA-binding transcription repressor activity, RNA polymerase II-specific; RNA polymerase II cis-regulatory region sequence-specific DNA binding; histone deacetylase binding.
CAGGUGGUGGUCCUGGCGGACCCCGGCGCUCCAUCAGCCUCCCCAGCAGCUCGGGGGGGCUGACCAACAUCACGGUGACCCCCAUCAGCAGCCACCCCCCCGCCCAGUUCACCUGCCUGCAGCCGGUUGCCGUGGGUCACCUGACGGCCGGCGAGCGGCCCCUCAGCCUGGACAACUCCAUCCUCACAGUCACCUUUGACACGGUCAGCGGCUCCGCCCUGCUCCACAACCGCCCCCCCGAGCUGGUCCCGGAGACGGUGGGGCCCGGGGGGGGCUCGCAGUCCGUGGCCCACUUCAUCAACGUGACCACGCUGGUCAACCCCCUGGGCCAGCUGGAGGCCUGGAGGCCGGUGCCUGAAGGACAGGUCACCCACAUGGGGGAGGGGGCUCAGGGGGGGAGUCAAGAGGCCCAGGGUCAGGGAGAGGGGGGCCGCCCUGUGCAGAGCCAGCCCCCCCCAUCAGAGCGGCUCCGCACAGAUGUUCAGCUACUAACAGUGAGGUGCUGGCCGCCUCACUGGGAGCAGCACAUUUUAUCAGACUGUACAGAGACCCUCACCGAUGCCUCUCCGCCUGAAUGUCACAUGGUUUCCCUUUUUAUACUGACAGUGGCUGAUAAUAAUGAACAUUAUAAUAAAAAAGAGAAAUGGUACAUUCAGCCCAAAUCACUGACACGCUGAUUUACGUUUCAAACCAAAGCAACAUGUGGAACAUUGAAAUGCCUUACCAGCUUUCUUAAAACGUGCAUGUUUUCAAGAUACAUUUGCUGCUGGAAAUAUGAAAAUAUACUAACACUUAUUCCUAAAGUGUCCCAUCUAAAUGUUAUUUUUGAAUGCUGUCUGUCAACUGUAAUUAUUGUGGAACCGCUGGAAAGAAUACUGGAGUUUUUGUACUGUUAUUUUUAAACAAAUUCCUCUUUAAAUGUUUAUUUGAUUUGUUUUCAUUUCAUUUGAGAUUGUGUGGAACAGUUCUAACUGCUGCUAACAAGCGGCAUGUCACAAGGCACCUGAAUCCUGAGCAGGUGUUAAUGGAACGAAUGCAUCAGAAAGGAAGAAUGAACAAACAGCUGAAUCUCUAAAGAGGAUUUCUGAAGACAUAUCCGAACAGAUCACAGCAUCCACAGCAGAAUGAAAGCGUUCCAAUCCAUAGUAGGAAAAGAAACCGGGCCUAAUGGAAGAAAUGAUUAGAUUUUCACACUAAGACUAAUGUUUACUAAAUAAAAAUUCUCUUGUUUUUUUA